This is a messenger RNA of Hordeum vulgare subsp. vulgare (domesticated barley), 924 nucleotides long. Its product is annotated as protein SRC2 homolog. Gene Ontology annotation, biological process: defense response. The coding region runs from base 1 to 924 and encodes 307 amino acids. The record is from RefSeq and is a predicted model, not a curated record. The transcript has a single exon. Lineage: Eukaryota; Viridiplantae; Streptophyta; Magnoliopsida; Poales; Poaceae.
AUGGUUGAUACGUCCAGCGAGGUGUACGCGGUCGUCUCGCUCUCGGGAGACCCGCGCUCCCGCCAACGCGUCGCCCCCGACCGCUCUGUCGGCCGCAACCCGACCUGGAACGCCACGGUCAGGUUCGCCGUGCCGGCCAACGCCGCGGGCUCCGUCCACGUGCUGCUCCGCGCCGAGCGCGCCCUCGAUGACCGCGACGUCGGCGAGGUCCACAUCCCGCUCUCCGAGCUGCUCUCCGGCGCUCCCGACGGCGCCGUGCCGGUCAAGUUCGUCGCCUACCAGGUCCGCAAGAUCGGGUCCGGGAAGCCCCAGGGGGUCCUCAACUUCUCGUAUAAGCUCGGGGAGGUGACACAGGGCCAAGCCGCUGGCGCCUAUGGUGGUGCGCAUCCCGCGUAUGGGCAGUCUCCGCCCGCCGCCGCAGCAUACCCGCCGCAGGGCGCGUAUCCUCCGGCCGACAAGGCCGACUCCUACGCGCCUCCGUCCACGUACCCACCGGCAGGUAACCCAUACCCGCCUCAAUCCGCGUACCCACAGUCGACCAAGGCCGACGGGUCAGCCGUCGAUGCCUACCCACCUCCCUCCGGCUACCCACCCGCAGGGAAGACUGGCGAGCCAUCCACCGCCUACCCCGCGCCCACCGGCUACCCACCCGCGGGGAAGACUGGCGAGCCAUCCACCGCCUACCCCGCACCCGCCGGCUACCCAACCUCAUCCUCACGAAAGCCAGUGAAGGCAGGCGAGCCAGUGACGGCCUACCUAGCGGCCGCCGCCGGGCCAAGCACCGCCGGUCCCUGCGGCGCCCCGCCCCCGCAGUACGGCUACGGGUACCCACCGCAGCAGCAGCUCGAGGUCGGCCAGGAGCAGCAACGGACUCACGGUUACGGGUACCCACCGCAGCAGCAGCUCGAGGUCGGAGAGGACUGA